UGUAGAGGGACUGCCUUUUUUUUUUUUUUUUUGGUGGUGGAGGGUGGGGGGAACGUAAGUAAGUAGAGACAUACUGCACCAUUUCCUGAUUCACUGAGCUCCAGAGGGUUGCUGGCUGUGUGCGGCAGGGGAGGUGCUAAAACUGAUCAGGCAGAAUAAUUUUAUACAUUACUGAAUCAGUGCAGGAAGAACCUGGAGCGACAAAGCAUCAACUCAUCCUCGGACUGCAUUGUGAAAUCCUCACGCUGUCUUCUCCAGCCAUGCUCUGAGACAUUUGGGCAUUUCCUUCACCUCUCACCCACCCACCCACUCAUUCACUCACCCACCAUUUCUCUCCCUCUUUUUUUAAAUCUUUCUUUCUUGCUCCCCACUUCUCUCUUCUCCCCCCUCCCCAACCCCCCAUCGUCAGUUUCCCCCUCCUCCUGGUGUGAAUGACACCGUCUGAUGAUGGCCCUUGUUAUGGAACCUAUUAGCAAGUGGACGCCGAAGCAAGUAGUGGACUGGAUGAAAGGGCUGCUGACUUCUUCUACACACCAGGCAUCAGGUCUUGACGACUGCCUGCAGCAAUACAUUAAAAACUUUGAGAGAGAAAAGAUCAGUGGGGAACAGUUGUUGCACAUCACUCAUCAGGAGUUGGAAGAAUUGGGAGUCACUCGGAUUGGCCAUCAAGAGCUGAUCCUAGAAGCGGUUGAUCUUCUCUGUGCAUUGAACUAUGGCUUGGAGACUGAAAAUUUGAGAACACUUUCCCACAAGCUGAAUGCAUCCGCCAAAAAUCUUCAAAACUUCAUCACAGGUAGAAGGAGGAGCGGUCAUUAUGAUGGACGAGCCUCCCGAAGAUUGCCAAAUGAUUUCCUUACCUCCGUCGUUGACUUGAUCGGUGCUGCCAAAAAUUUGCUUGCCUGGUUAGACAGGUCCCCAUUUGUCAGUGUGACAGAAUACUCGCUGCUGAAAAAUAACAUUGUUCAGCUCUGCUUGGAACUCACUACCAUUGUUCAACAGGAUUGCACAGUGUAUGAAACAGAAAAUAAAAUUCUUCAUGUGUGUAAAACGCUGUCUGGUAUCUGUGAUCAUAUCAUCUCUCUUUCAUCAGAUUCUCUGGUGUCUCAGUCAGCUCAUCUUGAAGUUGUUCAUCUUACAAGCAUCAUGCCCAGUGAAGGUUUGGGAAUGUAUAUUAAGUCAACCUACGAUGGACUGCACGUGAUCACUGGGACAACAGAAAAUUCUCCAGCAGACCAAUGUAAGAAGAUCCAUGCAGGGGACGAGGUGAUCCAGGUCAACCAUCAAACGGUGGUUGGCUGGCAGUUAAAGAAUCUGGUCAAUGCGUUGCGCGAAGACCCUAACGGCGUGAUCUUAACGUUGAAAAAGCGACCUCAGAAUACGCUCGUUUCUGCUCCGGCACUUCUCAAGAACGUCAGGUGGAAACCGCUUGCUCUUCAGCCGGUGAUUCCAACCAGCCCAACGAGCAGUUUCACUACACCAACCAGCACGAUGGGUAUGAACUCCAAAAUGGACAACUCGACACUGCAAGAUGUAUUCAUCUUCUCACCUGUGUCAGGACUCUAUGGUCCCAGGGAUGACAUUGGCCUUGUGUCAUGUGAUGAAAUCAGCAAAUACGGGAUUGGGAAGUCUGCCAUGAAAGGUUCUGAAUCUCCAAGCUACUUCCUGGAACAAGAAAGUGGAAAGUAUUACACGUUAAUUGAAGGCGAGGAUCAUCCCAUGAGUUCUGAAUAUGAAAGAGGUAGAGUGACAGGGGUGCGGAGAAGAGAAAAGACACCCACGCAUGGUGAUCUGAGGCCAGUUUCUAUGCCAACAGAAUACAGCUGGAUAGGAGAUUCAAAAGAGCCAAACAUGUACAAGAGAGGCAGUCGUGAUUCUGAGAACUCGCUCCUACGAUACCUGAGUGAUGACAAGAUCUUAGUGAUCCAAGAAGAACCGUUGACCCAAAAAGAUAACAAGCGUGAUACAGGCCGGCGGUCCAGGAAGAAGGGCAAGAACAGUGGAAGUCCUAAUUAUCCUGUUAGCUCCUCCGUGAUGACUUCGUCUACUAAUGUACGGCUUGAACCCGCUCAGCAGGAUGUGCUAAAUUUCUCCUUAGCUGAAAGCAACACCGUUCCCCUCUAUCACAGAACAGCAGACACUGCCGGAGAUUCUGAAAGGUAUGCCAGCUCUGCUGCUGAGCGCCAAGGAGGUACAGCUAUGAGAAAGUCCUUUCACUACGCUUCCUUGAGGGUCAAGAGCAAAAAAUGGCCCAAAGGCGGUUCUCUGAACAACAGCAGCCGACGGCGGAUUUCCUGUAAAGACUUGGGCCACGGUGACUGCGAGGGUUGGUUGUGGAAGAAGAAAGAUGCCAAAGGUUACUUCACCCAGAAAUGGAAAAAAUACUGGUUUGUCCUGAAGGAUUCUUCCCUCUACUGGUAUACUAACCAAAACGAUGAAAAAGCAGAAGGAUUUAUCAGUUUACCGGAGUUCAGAAUAGACAGAGCAAUCGAAUGCAGAAGGAAACAUGCUUUCAAGGCUUGCCACCCCAAAAUCAAGAGCUUCUACUUUGCAACGGACUGCCUGGAAGAAAUGAACCGAUGGAUGAACCGUCUAGGUUUGGCUGCCAUUGGUUACACACCUGAUGACAAGGAUAUUCGGGCAGAUGAAGCAGAUUAUUGGAGUGAAAGUGACCAGGAAGAUGUUGACAACUCCUUAAUGCUGAAGCAAGAAGGACCCAUUGUGCUUUGUGAUUCCUACCACCGGACCCCCUCGAUGAAUUCUUCGAGUCCAUUCCCUGAGCCCAAACAUGGCCGUCACUUCUCCAGUGAAUCAACCUAUUCCCAUUCGUCUGCAGAAGAAUCCCGACAGGACCCAGCAGGGAACACUCACUCUGCCGGAGGUUCUAGACCCCCCUACAGAGAACGGCGUUCAUGGCAGGAUCUUAUAGAGACUCCGUUGACCAGUUCGGGACUCCAUUUUCUCCAGACGGUUCCUACUGAUUCAGACUAUGUGAACGAGAGAUUCGGGGUGUCCCCGGAGAGGCGGCGACAAGCCACCUUACCCGUCCAGAGACGCCACAACCACGAUCAGGAUGGUCCUUUCCCAUUGGUCGAGUGCUACAAAGGUCAGAGUUCUCACUCCAGGCCCCAGAAGCAAAGAAGUCAAAGCCUUCCACGAAAUCGCGAUGUCCGCAUCAAAGGGCGAGUAAAAACGAGUGGGAUCUCCGAAGAGCGGUCGGAGGAGGAAUUGGCCAUCAAAAAGCCGAGUAACUUGGGUGAAGAUGAAAAAGUAGAAGAACGAAGGAAGAGCACAGAUGGUCUUCACGAACUCUACAAGACUUUGGAACAAGCCAGCUUGUCAGCCUUUGGAGAGCAACGUCCUUCCACCAAGCAGGAAUUCCGGAGGUCCUUCGUAAAGAGAUGCAAUGACCCUGUCAUCAAUGAAAAGUUGCAUCGCAUCAGAGUACUCAAAAGUACUUUAAAAGCCAAGGAAGGAGAUCUGGCCAUGAUCAACAGCUUGCUCCACGAACCUAACUUGACGUCCAAGAAAUUCAAAGAAUGGAAAACAAAGAACUAUGAGUUUUUUCUGGACAUUUGUGAGUACAGCGGUGCUUUGAAAGCCCAGAACGGAGCUUCUGAACUCACCAUUACGGCCUCUCUGCUCUCACACACACAUUCCUUCAUCGAAACCCACGUCUGACCACGCGAGGGAUUGUCGAAGGAGGGCGGAGAGCAACCGGAGGGGUGGAGGGGGGUGGUGGAUGAUCCCUUGUGACAAAACACUGUAACCCGUGUCAAUAAUGUAUCCAGCUAUAUUGUAAAUAGAUUGGAUAAGAAUUUAGUACCAUCGGAUGCCUACUGCAUUGCAUGAUCAGACAGAUUUCUUUAUUUAUUUUUUACUCCCCUUUUCUGGAAUUAUUUUGGGUUAGUUUUCCAAUUCUGCUUUAGUAAGAAGCAGCGUAGAAGGACAAACGGGCAUCAAAUGACACAAAACUGCAGUAUAUUUAUAAAACGCCAGUAUACUUACCCGUAUUAAAAAACAAACAAACAUUGGAGUUUAGUCCACAGGAUUCCUCUUUCUUUUAUAUACGUAGAUAUAUUGCACCUGCUCAUAUCUAUGUAUAUAAAACGGAACGUGAAAGCUGAGGUUUUAUUUUUUUAAAAUAUUUCCAGAUGUCCAUCCUCAUAAAUUUCCCUCCCCUCCUUUUUUUUUUUCCUCUUAAGAGUGGAGAUUUUAAAUAUGAAAAAGAGGGGAGGGGAAGAGUAAAAAAGAAAGAAAAGAAAGGAGUCAUCAUUCCUAGGGAAAGAGGGUUCAGCAUUUCCAAGAAACAACCGGGAUCGUGAAAUAUAAAGAGAGCUUGGCGAAGUCUAGAAACGGAAAAGUUAAAUUUCCCCCCUCACCCCUUUUUUGGCGUGCCUUAAAGUAUACAGCAUUUAUCCAAGAAAACCACUUGCUUUCCGCUUGAGCCUCUCCGGGCUCCAACCGGUACACGCUGUCGAAAUGCUGUGCUAUUUUUACAAAACUGUGCCUGCUUUUCAGAAGAUUGACCCAAGAUGCGUGCGCGAGGGUGUGUGCGCACUUACACACCCGUACGUUAAUAUGUGACAGAGAAGAAAUUAAGGUACAAAAAAACUGUUCGGGAGCAGGAUCGCGCGAACUGCAGCUUCUGCUCACCUUCUGGGCCGUCGCAAGUCGGGGCCGAGAACAUAAAUAAUCCGUAGUUUCUGGAAAUCGGUAGCUAUUCCGGGUGUCAGCAAUUGUCCACUGUGAAUUGAAAGCCAGAAACCUACCGACAGCAAAAUUCUGAUCUUGUCUUUUUUGCAGCCUCAAGACAGAAUAACAAAAAAAGGCGGCCAGACUGAACACCGAUGGCUUUCUAUAUUUACACUGUGCUAUUGAAUAAAGAUCCUCAGAUUUCUGAUUUGAGAACCUUUGCAAUAAAAGAAACCUACAUCC
This is a messenger RNA of Pantherophis guttatus, 4935 nucleotides long. Lineage: Eukaryota; Metazoa; Chordata; Lepidosauria; Squamata; Colubridae. The record is from RefSeq and is a predicted model, not a curated record.